This is a messenger RNA of Poeciliopsis prolifica (blackstripe livebearer), 2236 nucleotides long. It is a transcript of the gene cd302, whose product is annotated as CD302 molecule. The transcript has 6 exons. Lineage: Eukaryota; Metazoa; Chordata; Actinopteri; Cyprinodontiformes; Poeciliidae. The record is from RefSeq and is a predicted model, not a curated record. The coding region runs from base 75 to 821 and encodes 248 amino acids. Gene Ontology annotation, molecular function: signaling receptor activity.
UUGUUGUCGACGCGCGUGCAACAGUCGGGGAAAACUCGGGAGGCGCUGCUGGUCGCGGGGCUUGCGGAGCUGUCAUGGAGCCACGAAAGAGAAGCGACCGUCGUCCCCAGUCGCUGUUUCUCAGCUGCCUGGCUUUCGCCCUGUGUGUUCACUUGAGGACGGUUUCAGCUGGAGAAUGCCCAGCUGAUGGACGCACUUGGGUUCCCUUUGGAGACAGAUGUUACCACUUUGUCCAUGGAGAAGAAGACAAAAUUAAAAGCUACACAUUUGAAGCGGCACUUUCUCACUGCAUAGGAUUUGGCCUUUUGACGAUCCACACUGCUGAAGAAAAUGAUUUUGUCAUGAGAUACAGUCCUGAAGUGUGGAAAGGUGGCAAUGUCAACAUUUGGCUGGGAAUGAAGUACAACAUAGAUGAUGAUACCAUGAAGUGGUCAAACAACAGGUCUGUAACCUUCACCAACUGGGACUACAGCCCUUAUCCUGCUGACAUACCACGGGGGGAUAUCUGUGUGGCUCUGCACAGCAUCUCAGGAAGGUGGGAAAACGUGAGCUGCCAGGAUGACGUGGAGAACGGAGUGGUCUGUGAAACACCUCAGAAAGUGGAGCAGCCCAGACCCAAACCCAGUGCGACGGUCUCAGCUCUGGUCAUUCUCAGCGUGGUGGCCAUCGUGGGAGUCUCUGCUGUGAUUUGGUUUCUGCACCAGAAGCACAGCUUCGGUUCAACUAUGAUCACAGCGUUCGAGUACCACCCCCCGUUCCGAGUCCUGGAUUCAGACCAGUCUUGCCUGGUGGAGGCUGAGGAAACUGACACUGUUCCUUGAGAGAACGUUCUCCCUUAUAUCCAGAAUUACUGGCUGUGUGCUUUAUGCAACGACAUGUCCACUCUAAAAUCAGAUUAAGUAAUUUGGAUUAACAUGUCACUGAUUUGGACCCAGAACAAAGUGUUCUCAUUGGAAGAAUACUGGUGCCAAGCUACUAACCUUCUCACUCAGGAUAACAGAAUUAUCUGCUUUUUUAAUGAUCAGCACUAAUUCUAGUUAUAUUUUUUUAAACUGGUUCGUGUUAACCACAGAUCUUCGAAUCAGAUGUCUCUAAACAACAAAAUGCCUUGGUAUUUUUAGGAUUACAAAUUCUCUGUCAGUUGUAAGCUUACUUUUAUAUCUCCCCAGAAUUAGCAUUUCUACAAGAUGAACAACAUUUUACAAUUUUUCAUGUCUGUUUUUUCCAGCUAAUCUAUUUUUAGAGGGCUUUGCACAUUAGAACAUUCCAAACCUCUACAACACAAAACUAAAGGAAGUCAACGAGGGUAAUUUUUACCACCAACACAGAUAUAUAGAUAUAUUAAUAUCAAAUAAAAGUGCUUUAUUUCCUCCCUUACAGUCACUGGCUCUGCUGUGUCAAGCAUCCAAGCUACUUGUUGCACAUUUGAAUCAUUUUUUAUUUUUUAUUUUUUAAGAAUAAGUCCAAACUUGUCCAAUUCUUUUGAAAACGUACAGACAUGCUGGUUUAAAUAGUUCAAAAUCUUUUAACAUGUUUUGAACAUAUUAAGUUUAAAAUAAAUCAGCCAGUGUUCUAAGGCGCUCAACUUUGUCACAAGCUCUAAUUGACAGAUAAAACUACCAAAAUCACAGCAAGAGCCCAGCUGAACCAUGAGCUGAUGUCUGGUUCUUUUAUGCAUGCAUAUACAAGGUGAAUGUUGCUGCAACCAAAAGGCUAAUUUUUAAAAUAGUCCUGUAUCAGAAUCGUCACAGCUUUUUUCAUACAUUGUGUUAAUUAUAUACAAAUACAUUUGAUUUGAAAUUAUUAUUUUUUUCUGAUUUAAAAGCUAAGCCAUUCUGAGUAAAAAAAAAAUCUGACAUGUUCAGUGGUUAAGCAUGUUCUGUAUUUUUUUAUUCACAGUAUUGGGAGAUUAAAUGGUGGAUGAGAGCCUUCUAUUACUAUGCUUGCUUUUUGAUCCUGGCUGGUGUUUGGGCUUCACACAAGCAUUUCUCAUUUCCUUCAUAAAGCAAGGGAACCUUUCAGACUUUCAAUCUGUUGUGGACUUUUAUGGAAAUUAUUUACAUCUAUUUGUGUGCCAUUUUUGUUAGUCCUGCUUUUUUGUGUGGUUUUUUUUUUUUUGUUUUGUUUUUUUAGAAGUGAAAUGCAAUCUUAUAAUUGGAAAUUGGAAAUAUAUGACCUAUGAAUGAAUAAAGACAAUCACUAUUUGCCUGUACAAUGUCUGGAUUUUAAAUUCUGU